AUGGAGAGUAUAGUGGAAUUAAUAGGAAAUACUCCAUUAAUGCGAAUCAAGAGUUUAAGCAAAGCAACUGGUUGCGAAAUAUUGUUUUUAAAUCCGGGUGGUAGUCCUAAAAAUCGAAUAGCUCUCAAUAUAAUUAAUGAAGCAGAAGAGAGUAUACGAUGUUCAACAAUAAGUUCAUUAUUUAUUAAAAAGAUGUGGAAUAAUAUAAGUACAUUCAUAAUUUGA
Molecule: messenger RNA, 225 nt
Organism: Diversispora eburnea
Lineage: Eukaryota; Fungi; Glomeromycota; Glomeromycetes; Diversisporales; Diversisporaceae
Source: the annotation of a GenBank genome assembly